AAAAGACGGGGUGUGUCUCUGCUGUUCUGGCCUUAUUCGACGCGUGACUGUGCUGUCACCAUCCCCAGAGUCCACUGCUAUCCAUAGCGGCUCGAAACUCGCCGAGACUCGGGACCGCCCAAUCACCCCCACCCCGACAGAACUGCUGAAGAGUGACACAGGGUGUGAUUGCACUGUUGCAGCACGCACUGGGUCCCCCUGCACACCGCCCACUCAGUGCAUCUCCAUCCUUUAUGGCUGACAUCGACGGCAGCUCUUCUCCCCUCCCUCCCCACCCCUCCGGGCCCUCCCGCACCUAUCCCGAAGCACGGCUGCCGCAUCUUCAGGCCAGCAGGGCGCGGAACGCCAUGUAUGUCACGUCGAGAGGCACCAUCGUUGAGCCGCUGCUCGAACGACGCUUCAAGCCAAUGACCCAGACCACCGACAGCCCACAGCAGACAGAGAGGAAGACCGCCACAUCUCAACACACCCGCCCACGCACCAAAGGUGCGAGGAAGCUGUCGGCACAGACCUUCCCGUAUGAAGCCAGGUUCGCCCGGUCGCCCCAGCCGGUGCAGGCGCGUGUGACGAGGCAUUCCCUUCUGCAUCCUUUGACACUUGGAGAUCCUGUAGAUUCUGCUGAUAAGAAGCAGAAUGGUGGUGGUGCUGGUGGUGCUGUGGUUGGUGAGGAUCGUGAAGCGGGCGAGAAGGAGAGGGCGGUGCUGCGGGAGAUGGAGGAGGUCGCAGCGGUGCCUGUGGAGACACCGAGCCCUCUUCUGCUGCAUCCGGCUGUACAGACCGCAGCAAGUAACGGGACGCGAGUAAGCACACACACACACGAGAGAGAGAGAGAGAGAGAGAGACAUCUCCCCUGCACAGACACACCGACAUUUUCUCUUUGCUCUUUGCUCUUUCUCUGUGGUGCUGCGUGCAGGUGGUUGUGAUGAGUGAGGACGCCUGGAACCGCAUCAAGCGCGUCGUCAGCACCGCCGUCGACGCCAAGAACACCGCCGAGGCAAAACACCGCGAGGCACAGAACAAGCUCCUCUUCACCAAGAAAAUCGACGACCUCGAGUACAGAGUCGCCAAACUCCAGUCCGAACGCAUCGAGCUCCUACGGGACCUCGGCACACGCGAGGCCGCCUUCUCGUCAUCCUUCUGCCUGAAAGCCCGGCUGGAGGCCUGCAAAGUGGCGAGCAUUGGCAUGGUGGAUGCGCUGGAGGCCUCCCUCAAGACAGUGCAGGAGCAGAAGCAUGUCGAGGAGAAACUGGAGGAGGGCAUGACACACCUGGGGAGGUUCGAGCACAACGAGCGGAAGGCGCUCGACGCGAGAAUGGUGGAUGAGGCGCUGGCUGGUGACGAGGAGGCAGUAUCCGCGUCGGAUGACGUCGGCAGGGAGGCCGCGCAGUGGCUGCGGUGCGUCAUGGGAGGGAUGGAGUCGCAUGAGGGGAGCAUGGUGCUGCACCGGUCCUCGGGGAUCAUCAAGGUGACAGGCAAGGCCGAUCCGAGCUCGGGCGAGGGCCGAUACUGCGUUGUGACCAUCUAUAUCACCUUUCUUGCCAUGCCGGUGGGUCGGGUCGGUGGGGAAAAAGAUACUUUACGACAAAGGGAACCAUGGGAAGAGUGGGUAAGGGAGUGUCUUUGCUUUAUCUUCAGGGUGCGUAUGUUCCUUCGGCAGGUGAGGGUGCCCCGUUCCAUCCACCGACGUACCUCGAGCACUCCAGACAAGCGGUAGGCGAGCCAAAAGGCUCGAUACCUUGCCCUCCCUCACUGCUGUGGUGAUGGUCAGGGAUACUCCCGCGAUCCUGUCAGCCCCGGCGCCAGCCCGUGUUCACCGCACGGAGCCGCGGCGGGCGUCCCUUCUGUCAUGCCUGAGCUGAUUCUGGUGGUGUUCGACGUCAUGGUGAGUCAGCCCGGCGUCAUUAUUCUCCGCCAACCGGUACCCUGUCUCUUUUUCUGUGUGCCUGUGUGUGUCAGGCGUCGACACACUAUUGGGUACCGCUGCCUCUCGACAUUCAGGUGGGCUGACCCGAGCCGACCUGCCUCUGCCUCUGCCUGUCUGUAUGUCAUCGGAUGGAUGAAUGUUUUCAGGCGACAUCAGUGGACGACCUGGCUCAGCAAGUCAUCCCUGACUGCCACUUCUCGGUUCGUCGGUUCGGUACCCCUCCCUCUCACACACACACAUUAAAUAACUACCAGGGGGCGUAACGUCCCUGCGUGUGCGUCUCCCUCCCUCGGGUCAGGCUGAGGACUCCAACGGCCAUCUUCAGUUUACCUUUGCCUUUGCCGGCCGGCACAGGCCAUCCGGUGCUCUUGUGUGGAAGGGACACAUGGUGCUGCAGACCAGGCAUGGCGAUCAUGGCGAUUCAGCAGGCCAAGGCAGAGGGAGACAACACGAAGGAGCCAGUAGUGGCCGGUUUGUUGAGAUCACCAUCAGCGAGGGGCCGUGCAGAUACUUCACUGUCAGGUGAGGACGGACACACGAUGAAGGGAUGGAUGGAUGGAUGGUUCUGUCCAUCUGGUGGAUUGGGUUUGUGUCUCGCUGUCGUGCACGCCGCAUGGCAUGGAUGUAGGGCUUUUGACCCGGCGGCAUGUGAGCUGUAUAGCUCAUUUGUCGACAGAGACACGAUUGAGGUAUGAGAUGUGCCUGUGCACCGAGAGACGAGCAACAGCCCACGGAGCGCCUGUCCGUGCCCUGUGGCCGCUCUCUCUCAGGAUCUGGUUGAGUGCGAGGACGACGGCGGCAGUGACGCCGAUACCUCCCCUACUGGUGGCUCCAAAAGCACGACAGUAAGUGACCAAACAACCAAGCCCCCCUUCAUCUCACAAACAUACAUACAAACAUACAUACCCCCUCUCUCCUUUCCUCACUCAGGUGAAAGCCAUCCUCCGGCACCUCUUCCUGGACCUGCGCGCCAACACCCUCGCCCUUGACGAGGACAUCAUCGCCGAAAACGCUAGAAUCCAGGCAACAUCCCUCUCGCCAACACCGCGCUCGUCGGUCCCCCUGACGGCCGCGACGAGCGCCACUCCGCCGCAUAAGGCGUUCCAGGCGAUGGAGGAGGAUCGGCGGUGUGUGGUGUUCCGGCAGGCUAGUGCCAUGGGAGAGAGAGGGGGAGACAAGAGGGGAGGGAGAUACCACCUGGCGAUAGUGCAGGCUAAUCUGCAUAAGAAACGGCUCAAGAUUGUCGUGUACGCGACAUUGAAAUGUGUGUGUGUGGUUGGAUUGGGAGCUUCUCCUCUCUCGGCUUUCCUUCUUUUUCAGGUAUGACCCGAGCGCAGCGAUCGAAGAUAGGCGUGACAGCGCCGAAAGCGAUCGCGACGGCUCGCCGUCAACAGGCGCCGUCUGGACAAGAGAACUGCCCCUCGUGAGCACCACCCAUCCCCCACACCCCUGACACACCCACAUACCUACCACACACGGAUGUCUCUCUCCCUUCGCUGCCCAUUGCAGGAGCCGACCCUCCAGGCGAUGAAAGACCCCAAUGCCUCCACUGCCCUGCAAUGGGCUCGGCGCAGCAGCACAGAGGGACUGCUGCACGAGGGAGAGGGCGAGGAUGAGGGCAGGGCUGCGCUGCAGAGGGCGAUGAAGGUUAUAGUGGAGAGGCUGUCGAUGGAGAAGGACGGCAGUCUCACCGUCAAGCUGGCCUGAAUCACUAUGGUGGUGCAUGGCGUGUGGUGUCUGUGUGCCUGUGGGUGUGGGGUGUGGAGUGUGGCGUGCU
Molecule: messenger RNA, 3701 nt
Organism: Vitrella brassicaformis
Lineage: Eukaryota; Vitrellaceae
Source: the annotation of a GenBank genome assembly